GUUCACUGUCAGGCUAGCAGCCGAGAAGCUAUCUUCCCACAACAACCCCUGCCAAACUCACCUUUUAAACUUCUCUUUCCCUCGUUAUUGCGUCUUUUUGUUUCUACACGGUCCGUAAGGAUACAAAGCGUGUUUUUCUUUCCGUGUUUGUGCAGGAAUAAAAUGGUGGUUUUGACAAAUAAUGAAGAACAGGAUUAUAUCCUGAUAGAGGAGCGUCAAUGCAGCUCCCUGCCCAACUCUCCAGCCAAGCGAGUGUCUCCCACCAAAAAGAAGCAGUUCUAUAUAAACCAAGCCAUCCGCAACUCUGACCUCACUCCUCGAGCCAAAGGCAAGAAGAGCCUUCGCCGACUGGAGAACACUCGCUACCUUGCUAAUCUUCUUGAGAAGGAUGAGUGCACCAAAGAUGAUCUGGAAGUUUGCAGUAACCCAGCGAUCCCAUCCAUCUUCACUGAAGCCUGCACCAACGGAAACUACAUAGAGCCAUGGAAUGACUUCAUGAAUUGCUCAGGUGAGGAACAGGAGAAGCUGCUGUCUCUGCUGGAGCUGGAGGGGGCCAAGAAGAAAAGCACCAGCGGCCCGAUCAAAGACCAGAGGAAUGUCAAUCCUGCCUUCAGCGCUCAGGACUGCUUCCAGAGGAUCGAUCGCAGACUGCGAGCGACUCUCAAACGGAAACAAAUCCCCAUGGGAACUCUGGAAAUACUUGAGGAAAACGUCCUGAGCUUCUUCAUCGCUCAGCCCAACUCUGUUUACACAACCAACCUAGCCAGCAGGUAGAGAU
This is a messenger RNA of Notothenia coriiceps (black rockcod), 778 nucleotides long. RefSeq names its product R3H domain containing 4 (gene r3hdm4). The transcript is spliced from 6 exons. The record is from RefSeq and is a predicted model, not a curated record. Lineage: Eukaryota; Metazoa; Chordata; Actinopteri; Perciformes; Nototheniidae. The coding region runs from base 163 to 774 and encodes 203 amino acids.